CCGAUAUGAAAAAUAAGUACACACUGGUGGUUCCAGUAAAGUAUUGACUAUUGGAAAGCGUUUCUCGGAACGGCAGAGAACGUGGAAAAGAAAACGAAAAAGAGAAAAUAAGAGUGCUAAUUAUUUUCAUUAGUUUUCUAUUGGUUUGAAGUGUCGUUAAAUCUUGUGAGAAAAUACGAUAACAUGGAUAAAGAUACGACUGACUUGAAGCCAAACCCCAGGGAGACUGCGAAUAUUUUCAGUGUUCUAUUCUUCUGGUGGUUGCGAAAAUUGUUUAUAAAAAGUAGUACAAGUAAUUUGGAGGAAUCUGAUAUCUAUCGUCCAAUAAAGGCUGAUGAGUCUGAAAAACUGACCGAUCAUCUCGAAAAGUAUUGGAGUCGCGAACUAGACAAACUAAAGAAUCUGGACUGUACCAUGAGUAAGAACGGGCAAGUGGUGUUACUAAAAAAGGAUGUCCGUCCGAGAUUGUACAAGGCGAUUUACAAAGCAUUCUGGUUGCCAUAUUUUUUAAACGGAAUCUACUUAUUCAUCGAAUUUUGCGUCAUACUAGCCGCGAUACCAAUCUUUCAGAGCUGUGUUAUCAGCUAUUUCGUCACAAAUUCAACCACAAGUUAUAAGACAACGAUGAACGAUGCGGUGAUCUACAUAAGCUCCUUGACUAUACUUCUUUUUAUCUCCACUCUAAUAAUUCAUCAUGCGCUAGCGACUUCGCAACAGAUCGGCAUGAGAAUACGCAUCUCUUGUAGCUCUCUCAUCUACAAGAAGUUAUUACGAUUAAACAAAGCAUCUAUGAACGAAAUUGAUAUUGGACAGAUUAUGAAUCUUCUAGGCAAUGACGUUAAUUGCUUGGAUCUGUUAAUGCGGUUCCUACAUUUCAUAUGGAUCAUGCCUAUUCAGGUCGUGAUCAUAACAAGUUUAAUGUGGCAAAGGAUGGGUAUUUCGACUCUUGUCGGCAUAGGGUCGCAACUGACCAUCGCCCUAAUUGUGCAAGGCAUCUUCAGCUGGAUAAAUUACAAAAUCAAAGUCAAAAUCAUGUUAUUGACCGACCGAAGAGUGCAGCUAAUAAGCGAACUCGUAGCCGGGAUACAGAUAAUGAAGAUAUACGUCUGGGAGAAACCAUUCAGCAAGAUCGUGUCGUCGACCAGAAUGCUCGAAAUUAAGAAGAUUAAAUUAUCUUCGUACGUACGCGGCAUAUACCUCGCCGUCUCAUUCUUGUCACAACGACUGGUCAUCUACAUCACCCUGAUAACAUUUGUCCUAAUGGGAAACAAUUUGACAGCAUCACUGGCCUUUGAAGUAUUCGUAUACUUCAGUAUACUUAAAGUUACAACUUCUACGUAUUUUCCACAAGCGCUGAUGACUCUGGGCCAAUCGAUAGUGUCUCUGAAUCGCAUAGAGAAACUACUGCUGAUGGACGAAGUUAACAUGGGACACCCGGAGAAGACGCUGCAGUGUAAAUCUCAGAAACUAAACAAAGUGACUAAUAUAAAGAAUGAGACAGAUAGAUACAUUUCAAAAGAUAAAAAUGUCGCGCCUUCCGAGCCUCAGGAAUUAUCUGAUCUUCCGGUUUGCGUAAAGCUUCAUCGCGUUUAUGCCAAUUGGAUCAGCAGCAAAUUGCCGCCAACUUUGUGCAAUAUCAAUAUGACGAUCAUGCCGGGUCAGUUAUGCGCUGUGGUCGGCGCCGUAGGCUCCGGCAAAUCAUCCGUGCUGUACUUACUGCUGAACGAGUUGGAUCUCAGCGCUGGUGCUGUGAUCCUCACUCAAGACUCUUCGAGGAAUAGCUUUCGGGAUAAGAUGUCCAACGGUUAUUUUAAGAGCAAUCCGAAUCUGCGCAUUUCUUAUGCGAGCCAGGAUCCUUGGAUCUUCAAUGGUACAGUGCGAGACAACAUACUGUUUGGCCAGCCUUACAAUAAAGUCAGAUAUACUCAGGUGACGAAGGUGUGCGCCUUGACAAAGGAUUUCCAGCAGUUUCCACAAAGAGACAUGGCGAUGGUUGGCGACAGAGGUAUAUCCCUGUCCGGAGGCCAAAGAGCGCGAGUCAAUCUCGCGAGGGCGGUUUACAGGCAAGCGGAUUUGUAUCUGUUCGACGAUCCGCUUAGCGCGGUGGAUUCUCGGGUCUCCCGGCAUCUUUACCGGAAGUGCAUCACUGAGUAUCUCCGAGGUAAAACGAGGAUACUUGUUACCCAUCAGUUGCAAUUUCUGAAACGCACGGAUCACAUCGUCGUCUUGGAUCAAGGAUGUGUAAAGAUGCAAGGAAGUUACAACACAUUGGUACAAUCAAAUAUAGAUUUCGUUAAGAUGUUGGACAAUUUGAGUCAUGAAGCGCAGAAGAAGGAAGAACAGACAAGCUCGGAAUCAUCGGCAAAAAAAAUCUCGAUAACGAGACGUGCCUCAGGAUUAUCAACCACAAGUUCCAUCAUUUCCGAUAUAGAUGAUUCGGAUCAUGUGGAGACCAAUCAGGAGGAAGCCGAAACGAUGACACGCGGUCGAAUAUCCGGUAGGACGUAUAAGGAAUAUCUGCAUAACGGCGGCAACUAUUUCACCCUGUUCAUGUUGCUGCUAGCCUUCCUCCUCGGUCAGAUUUUCACCAGCGGGACUGAUUACUGGGUCUCAUUUUGGGUCACUUUGGAGGAUGCCAGGCGUAUCGGAAACACCAGUGACAUGAAACAGUCCGGAAAUAUUUACAACAACAGUUUCCUUGAGUUGAUCUUCACACUGGACCCAGAUGGUCUGCUUAGUACUGUGGAUGCCAUAUACAUAUACACCUUCUGCAUCACCGUCUGCAUUGUUAUCGUGAUGUUCUGCAACAUCCACUUUACGAGAACGUGUACGAAGUCGAGCUGCACCAUGCACAACACCAUGUUCUCUAAUCUACUGCAGGCACGCAUGUCUUUCUUUCACAAUAAUCCUUCCGGAAGAAUUUUAAAUAGAUUUUCGAAGGACGUAGGCAUUGUAGACGAGAUGCUGCCCUUCACGACGUUAGAAUCGAUUCAAGUGGUAUUAAUAUUGUGUGGCGUAAUAAUUUUGGAGGCGAUACUUAAUCAAUGGAUAUUGAUACCGAUAGCAGUACUGGCGGUCUUAUUAUACUUUGCAACGAAAUUCUUUAUGAGAUUCGCGCAGAACGUCAGGCGUCUCGAAAGCAUAACAAAGAGCCCGGUACUCACACACGUGAAUGCCACGCUGAAUGGUCUGCCAACAAUCAGAAGCAGUGGCGCCGGAAUCGAGACAAUGAUGCAAAAACAAUUCCAUAUGUUGCAAGAUCGUCAAAGCAGCACGUCCUACCUUUACUUAAUAAGUGUGUCAGCUUUUGGUUUCGUUACGGACUGCGUCGUGUGCCUGUUCGUUGUCAUAAUUUGCAUCUCCCUAGUACUGAUAAAUGAAAAUGAGGCAAUAAGCGAAAGCAUAGCAGGUCUGGCGAUAUCACAAGCUCUGGCCGUGUCCGGUCUUUUGCAAUAUGGCCUGAGACAGCUCUCCGAAACAAUUUCGCUGAUGACUUGCGUGGAAAGAAUUCUUGAAUAUACGAAUCUUCCUCAGGAGGUCCAAAUCACCUCGAAUAGUCCGCCACCGUCCUCAUGGCCGUCUCAAGGACAAUUGAUCCUGAACAACGUCAGUCUGAAGUACCAUCAGGACGAUCCACCGGUCUUGAAAAAUCUGAACGUAUCCAUCGAGCCAGGAUGGAAAGUUGGGGUAGUGGGACGAACUGGCGCUGGCAAGUCCUCAUUGAUCUCAGCACUUUUCCGUCUAUUCAACGAAUAUUUGGAGGGCGAGAUUAAGAUCGACGGUCGUGACACGAGUACGGUAAGCCUGAGCGAGCUACGCUCCAAGAUCUCCAUCAUACCACAGCAACCGGUGCUCUUUUCCGAGAGUCUGCGCUACAAUCUGGACCCGUUCGGUCAGUACGAUGAUAUGAAGCUGUGGGAGGUGUUGCGACAAGUCAAGCUUAACGAUAUCGCACUGGACCACGAUGUCUUUUCCGGUGGACGUAAUUUCAGCUGCGGCCAGAGGCAGCUCAUAUGUCUGGCCAGGGUUAUCCUGAGGAACAAUCGCUUGCUAGUUCUGGACGAGGCUACGUCUAAUAUUGAUAUGCACACCGAUGCUUUAAUUCAGGAUGCUAUAAGGAACGAGUUUAAAGAAUGCACCGUCAUCACGGUAGCACAUCGAUUAAAUACUAUUAUAGACAGCGAUCGGAUUAUUGUGAUGGAAAACGGCUCCAUCGUGGAAUUUGGUUGCCCUUACGAGCUGUUGCGCGAAAAACCGAGCGGUUACUUCUUACAAAUGGUACAAAAGACGGGCAAUCAGAUGGCAGAAAAUCUUUUGGAACUGGCGAGAAAAGCUUGCGAGGAACGUAAUGAUCAUCAUGAAUGGUCAAAACAAACUACUGACAAUGAGAGCAAGAAUGUCAUAAUCACAGAAAGCUCCGCUUUGUAGAUUUCCUUUCCCUGCUAUUCUUUGCUUAUAAAAAAGCAGAAUGUAUUUAGAAUUAUAUACACAGGUGGAAAAUUUGAUUUCUUUGUUAAAAAUGUAUCAAUUACAAUUUUUUAACUAAA
This is a messenger RNA of Vollenhovia emeryi, 4547 nucleotides long. RefSeq names its product multidrug resistance-associated protein 4-like. Bases 184 to 4428 code for a protein of 1414 amino acids. Gene Ontology annotation, molecular function: ATP binding; ATP hydrolysis activity; ABC-type transporter activity. The transcript is spliced from 17 exons. Gene Ontology annotation, biological process: transmembrane transport. Gene Ontology annotation, cellular component: membrane. Lineage: Eukaryota; Metazoa; Arthropoda; Insecta; Hymenoptera; Formicidae. The record is from RefSeq and is a predicted model, not a curated record.